Molecule: messenger RNA, 384 nt
Organism: Bipolaris victoriae FI3
Lineage: Eukaryota; Fungi; Ascomycota; Dothideomycetes; Pleosporales; Pleosporaceae
Exons: 2
Coding region: 1-384 (127 amino acids)
Source: RefSeq, a predicted model, not a curated record
AUGUUCUGGAUCGUGGGAAGCUUGACAAGACACGUUUUUCUUGUGUGCGCCUCUCUGGCUGUUGUCGAGAGAGACGACAUGGCUGGGCGGGCGGGACAAAGGGGCGCCAUGGAGGCUAUCGGUGCACAAUGUUCCGAUGCAGCCGGUGGGAGUGGGAGAGUGCUUAGCACCUGGAUACGGUUGCUGGCUGCAGAAGGCGGAUGGAACAAGUUUGGAAGCUUUCACAGAGACCCAAUCGGGCGUUGCUCCACCUUGCCGUGGGUGGAUCGUCAAAGCGACCGAGUUAGGAGAGGGGACAAUAUCGGCGAGACUUGCCGCUCGUUACAGGUGGGCAGGCCUAUGGGGGCCAGCACCGGAGUUUGCACGUCGGUAGGGCAGAGCUAG